This is a messenger RNA of Plenodomus lingam JN3, 459 nucleotides long. RefSeq lists its product as uncharacterized. The record is from RefSeq and is a predicted model, not a curated record. Lineage: Eukaryota; Fungi; Ascomycota; Dothideomycetes; Pleosporales; Leptosphaeriaceae.
AUGUUGGCGUACGGUACCGGUAGUCACGCUACGUAUACCGGUACGAAGAACUUUGCAAAGAAUCAAGGCAUCCAUCCAUUUCCUCCGCAAAAACGAUUACUGCGACCCUACUCUACCUUCCAUCGUACAUACAUGACUAGUACAGUCCAUGCUCACGACCACAGCCGCAUGAAUCCAAAGCACCGCACCGACAUGAACGUCAACGCCCUGGCCGCAUAUCGCUCACCGAUAAACCGUCCAAGCAUCACGCAUGGACUAGGCACGAUACCAACCUCCACGAUCCAAUCCGAUGCACUGCAAAUGCCACUAUUUCGAACCGCCCCGGGUUCCAUGUCUCGGCUGGAAUCGGUACAACCAGGAGAGAAUGGUGUAGUACAGAGAAGAGCUGCAGAUCUGGCUUACGGUCUGCCGACAUGGCUACACCGCUGCUCUGCACGGCCGGGGAUGGAGCUUGUGUAG